This is a messenger RNA of Opisthorchis viverrini, 1800 nucleotides long. RefSeq lists its product as hypothetical. Bases 67 to 1800 code for a protein of 577 amino acids. The transcript has 9 exons. The record is from RefSeq and is a predicted model, not a curated record. NCBI's taxonomy places the organism in Eukaryota, Metazoa, Platyhelminthes, Trematoda, Opisthorchiida, Opisthorchiidae.
GUUCUUGCAGGUCCUGCAUUGGCUCAAUGUAUAGUUCCGGCUUCAUAUGUGAAAACUCUAUUUUCAAUGGAGCUUGGAAAGGAAACCGUGACGCAGAUUCUGCAAACGGAAUUGAUCCAAGAUGUGCAGAAAUUCCGCGGCAAAUGCCACUCAAUUUUGGCACAGAAUCGUCGCCUAGAAAAUAACGUCGAGGACGCAUUGAUUCUGUUCAAGAAUGCGACCAAUGACUGCUAUUUCUGCUACGAUCUCAUUGUGCGAAGUGCCAAUGUAAUUCAGUACAGAAGAAGUCAGUGUGGAAGCUUGGGAGCGGGUGACAACGGAAGCACUAUUUGCAACACCCUGGUAGAUGCCGAACUGGAGACUGGCUUUGUUCGUGCCCGAGAAGAUUACUCUGACUUCAACUGUAAAAGUAUUCUUGAAGGAAUCUAUGCCUUCGAUUAUCGGAUUGUGGGAAAUACCGGACUGUGCAGCAGCCCAUUCAGUACAAUCAAAGCAUGCCAACGACAAGGAUCUCCUCUGCGAGACAAUUCAGUGUUUGAACAGACAUUUGGCUAUUGUCCAAACUUCCAAGAUGUAUCCAUCCUCGAGGAUCCGAAUAUUGUAUUCGGCAAGGCAAAUAUUUGGCGAUGUUACGGACGUUGGACCGAUCGAAGCAACAAUAUCUGGGCUGCCAUUGCAUACGACACAAAUCAACUCAGAUUUAAGUAUCGAUGCCUUACAACACGCAUUGAUCAGCAGAAUCCAACGGAUUUGUAUUACUGGGGAAUGUCCACAGAUGCUGACUGUAAGGUUGUGCAUUCCUAUCAGACCGCACCUAUUCGUCUCGAACUGCGACCAGCGUUUGACCCCGAAACACAGUUGGCCGAAUUGCAACCAGGUUGUAAAUUGCCAACGAAUUUCAGCGGUGCUUGGUUUUACCCAAGUGAAUACCAGACAACGGUCGUGAUUAACUCCACACACAUUUUCAUGAAACGCAAACGGGCGGAGUUUGUGUACGAUUACAUCUAUUUCGUGUGUCGCCAACAACAAGAAUCACGCUACCUAAUGUCUGUUGUGACUCUGGGAAAGUGGGAGGCUUGUCAAUGGAGCUCGUUCACCCUGAAUUACAUUGAAUGGACCUAUGAAUACUUUAUCCAAGAUCCUCCGGUCCCGAUAAACUGCCCAAUCCAAGGAAAAUUCAAGUUUAUUCAAAGGGGACAGGAACAGGAGAAGUAUGAUACGAAAAUUCCAGGUGGCAUGACUCCAAGACCGUGGCUUCAGGUUUUGUGCUACAACUACUGGCAAUCGAACAUACAAGCCUGUCUUCAGGACCCAAAAACACUACAGUUGGAUGUCCAGAAGUGCUGGCGACUUGAUUUCGCGGGUCAACCAAUAUCGGAGUACAAUGUUGUAGACAAUUAUAUCACAUGUGUGGGUUUCUGGAUGGAAGAUACGAAGUCCUUUCUGAUCACACAUGACAAACAGGAUCCGGUUACGAACAAUUUCCGUUGCUGGGUGUACAAACGUGUUGGAUUCCGAAAUUACCUCAUGUCCCGUGGCAGGGGGAAUCAGUGCUCGAAAAUCCAGACUGCGGAAUCUUCACUGCCCGAAGAAGGCGCCUCGCUGCUUCUCGAACUUACAGAGGACGAACUGCAAUUUGACGUGUGUCCCAUGUCUUGGGAUGACGGUCGCAAUCCUUAUGCCAGUCAAGAUGUGCUUGAUGUGUACGGCGUGGCAACACACAAAGGUUUUUCCACUCAUGCGAUAUUAUUGUCGACAAUACCAUUCCCUGGUGGUCGGAAACCCCAAAAUGGUCAAUAA